Molecule: messenger RNA, 1878 nt
Organism: Panicum virgatum (switchgrass)
Lineage: Eukaryota; Viridiplantae; Streptophyta; Magnoliopsida; Poales; Poaceae
Product: transcription termination factor MTEF1, chloroplastic-like
Exons: 2
Coding region: 138-1310 (390 amino acids)
Biological process (GO): chloroplast organization; regulation of DNA-templated transcription
Cellular component (GO): chloroplast
Molecular function (GO): double-stranded DNA binding
Source: RefSeq, a predicted model, not a curated record
CCGCCCGGCACAGCCUGCAGCUUGCGGCUGCGGCCCGCGCCACCGUCCACCGAGCUGCGGAUUACACAACCCAAGUCAAAAAGCCACCACCUGCUCGCUGGACGGGACCCUGCCACGCCUCGUCCCCGUCCCCGGCCAUGCCUCUCCUCUUCCUCCCCGGCGCCGCCGCCCUCGCCGCCGUGUCCCUGCUUCCGCCUCGCUGCCGCCUCUGCCUCACCCUCACCCGCGCGGCCGCCACGAGCACAACCGCCACCCCGACCCCAGCUCCCGCGAGCACCUUCGCCGUCGAGGACUACCUCGUCGCCAGCUGCAACCUCACCCCGCCGCAGGCGCUCAAGGCGUCCAAGAGCCUCGCGCACCUCAAGACUGCCUCCAACGCGGACGCCGUGCUCGCCUUCCUCGCGGGCCUCGGGCUCUCCCCAAAGGAGGUCGCCGCCGUCGUGGCCUCCAACCCGCGCGUCCUCUGCGCGCGCAUCGACCGGUCCCUGGCGCCCAUCUCCGCGGAGCUCCGCGCGCUGGGGCUCUCCCCGUCCCAGAUCGCGCGCCUCGCGCAGAUCACCGGCCGGUACUUCCUCUGCCGCAGCUUCGUCUCCAAGGUGCGGUUCUGGCUCCCGAUCUUCGGCUCCCCGGAGCGGCUGCUCCAGGCCAGCGACUGGAACUACUGGCUCCUCACCUCCGACCUCGAGAAGGUGGUCGAGCCCAACGUCGCGUACCUCAAACAGUGCGGGCUCAGCGCUGCCGACAUCGCCAAGCUGCUCGUUGCCGCGCCACGGCUCGUCACCAUGCACCCGGAGUACGUUCAGGACGCCGUGCGACGCGCCACGCAGCUCGGCGUGGCGCCCGGCUCCCAGAUGUUCCGCCACGCACUCUCUACCGCGGGAUGCAUCGGCCAGGAGAAGGUCGAUGCCAAGGUCGCCGUCCUGAAAGAAACGCUCGGCUGGUCGCAGGAGGAGGUGAACCUGGCCGUCAGCAAGGCACCGCGGAUCCUGGUCGCGUCCGAGGAGAGGCUGCGCCGGAACGCUGAGUUCCUGCUCAACGAGGUCGGGCUGCCGCCGCAGUACAUCGCGCGCCGGUCGGUGCUCCUCAUGUACAGCCUCGAGAGGCGGGUAGUGCCCCGGCACCUUGUGCUGAAGGCUCUCAAGGAGAAGGGGCUGGUUGAACAAGAUCGGUGCUUCUUCAACGUGGUCGCGCCGACCGAAGAUAAGUUCUUGGAGAAAUUCGUUGCUCCCUACGAGGAAUCCAUCCCCGGCCUUGCAGAUGCUUAUGAGUCUGCCUGUGCGGGGAAGGUGCCAGAGGCAUUUCAACAUUGACUGCAAUGGAAGGAGAAUUUGGAGGAAUAUCUUUGGUCACAGUGCUUGGUUCAACUUGGAAAUACAAAUUAACUAUGAAGGAAGGUCUGCAUUUGUUUCAUUGUCAUUGGGCUACGGGAGUACAAAAUUAGUGUUUUCCUUGAAGAAGUGAACCAUCUCAGCCAAGCUAUAUAUGCACAAUGCUGAGGUGUUACCUAGGCAUCCGUUGACAAAAAUUUCAUCAGAACACAAGCAAUACAACGACGUUUGGAUUUUGGAUGGAAGGAAUGCUCCUCUUGUAGAAUUCUUCGUGGCUGGAGAGGCGACUUCAGUUGGACAGGCUAAUAGACUUUGAUUCUGUUGUAUGUAAUAUGUAACCCCAGGCUUGAUUUGAGAAAAAUUCCUUUUUGAGAGUUUUCUCAUGGAGAUGAUUCUGUAAAGAGAGGUAGAAGCUGUGCAGGGUAGCUGCCGGAGGGAUUUGAACAUUGACUAGAACCACAGGGAGAGUUUGGACUUUGGAGGUGUGUUUGUGUGUCUCCAGUCUCCACCAAUUGGCAACCUCGUCGUUCUACUUGUGGAGUUGUCUCAA